Messenger RNA from Plasmodium berghei ANKA, 1011 nucleotides. RefSeq names its product conserved protein, unknown function. Bases 1 to 1011 code for a protein of 336 amino acids. The record is from RefSeq and is a predicted model, not a curated record. The transcript has a single exon. Lineage: Eukaryota; Apicomplexa; Aconoidasida; Haemosporida; Plasmodiidae.
AUGGGGAUAAAUAGUUAUUUUAUGAAAUAUAUAAAAAUCACUUAUAUAUGUAGAAGGCGAAAUGAAAUGAAAAAAACUAUAGAAAAUUUAAAAAAUAAUAUAUAUACAUAUAAUAAUUAUUGCUGUCAUAAUAUUAUAUAUCAUAUAAAUGAACAAGAUGAAAUAAAUAAUUCAAAUAAUUGUUAUAAUGUAAAAGUUGAUAAAAAUGUUGAAGAAAUGAUAAAUUUAAUUAGCCCUUUAAAUUUUUAUUGUGAUAAAAAUAUAGAGAUAAAUUUGGCUAAUGAAAAAAAAAAAAAAAGUGAAAUAAAUAAACAAGAAUUUGGUGAAAAUGAAUAUAAUAAUAAUAAUAAAUAUAUAUUGAAAUAUAAAAUAAAUGAAUUAAUUGGUAUAAGAGGAAAACGAGAACAAUAUAGAUAUACAUAUUUAAAAUCACCUUUUAAAUAUAAAUAUGCAUUAAGACAUUAUGUUUUUGAAAAAUAUAAAUAUAAUUUUUAUUUUUUUAAUAUUACACAUUUUAAUAUAAAUAUUAUUUUUAAUAUUAUUUUAUCAUCUAUGACAAAUGAAACAUCAGUUAAGUGUAAUAUAAAUUGGUUUUACCCUGGAGAAUAUUUAUUUCAAUCUGAAUUUUUGCGAAAUUGUUUUAAAAAUGUAAUUGAAGACAUUGAUAAAAAAAUCGAGAAUUGUGACAUUAGGGAAAAGACAUUAAGUCUAAAAAUAGAAAAGCAAUUAAAAGAAAUAUAUAAAAAUAAAAAUAUCGAAGAAAAUGACAAAAAUAAAAAAAUCAAAGAAAAUAAUGAUGGCAAUACUAGUGUGCCAUAUUAUUCACGAAUAAAUUUAAGCUUGAAUAAAUAUAACAUACAAGAUUUAUUACCAAUAUUUUUUCAAAAUAAAUCAUUUACUGAAAAUUAUAAAAAGUUAAUUUUGUUAGAAGAAAAAAGCUUAAAACAAACAAAAAAUAAAAUUAGAAAAAAAAAUGCUCAUUGGUUUUUGAAUCAAAAUUCAAGUGGCUAA